AUGGUUAGGGCUGAUGCAUCCGUCAGCAUCAAGGUGCUCCUAAAUGCCACCGCUGCACACUUUGGGUUUAGGCCAACUUUCAGGAGGGUCUGGUUGGCGAAGCAGAAGGUUGUUGCCCUCAUCUAUGGUGACUGGGAUGAGUCGUACAACGAGCUCCCAAGACUAUUCUGGACGUUUCCACCGUGUAUCGAGGUAUUCCGUCAUUGCAAGCCCCUAGUUAGUAUUGACGGCACCCAUCUGUAUGGCAAGUAUGGUGGAACGUUGCUUGUCGCGAUUGCACAGGACGGGAACUCCAAUAUACUCCCUGUUGCGUUCGCAUUAGUCGAGGGUGAGAAUGUUGAGUCGUGGUCCUUCUUUCUCUCUCACCUGCGUCAGCAUGUGACACCGCAGCCGGGUCUGCUGGUUAUCUCGGACAGGCAUAACGGCAUCAAGGCUGCGCUUGAGGCUCCUGACGGAGGCUGGUCCGAAGAUCCGGCGAUGUGUGACUGGGCGAACCGGAUUGAGUAUUCGUUGUGGACACAGCAUUGUGAUGAGGGGCGUAGAUUCGGACACAUGACGACGAAUAUAUCUGAGUGUGUGAACUCGAUCCUCAAGGGUGUUAGAAACCUUCUUGUGUGCUCGCUAGUGAAGGCAACAUACGGAAGGUUGGCCGAAUUAUUUGUUCGCAAAGGGAGAGAGGCUGAGGCGCAGAUGGGAACCGGAGCACAAUUUAGUCAGCACUUGGUGAAGUGUAUAGAGGCCAACUUGAAGACGGCUAGGUGCUUCACGGUUACUGUGUACGACAGGGAUAACUCCGAGUUCACCGUCGCAGAGACAACUCCGACUGGUUCUUUCUCAUUGGGUAGCUACAGAGUCUUGCUUGCAUCUCACACAUGUGACUACGGAUACUUCCAGGCACUUCAUUUCCCGUGUCCCCACGCAUUGGCAUGCUGUGCCUACUCACGGCUUACAUGGGAGCCUUACGUCCACCAGAUGUAUCGUCUUAGUUCGGUCUUCAGUGUGUAUCGGAUGGGUUUCACACCUCCCAUUCCGGAGGGUUUCUGGCCACCAUAUGACGGGCCGACUGUCAUCCCUGACCCCAACAAGAGGCGUGUGAGAGAGGGUCGUCCGAGGUCUACUCGGAUACGGACCAAUAUGGACGAGGCAUAUCCGAACCGGCCAAAGAGAUGUGGGCUUUGUCGGCAGCCCGGCUACACACGUCGGAGCUGCCCACAGCUCGGAGGAGCAGAGCACACACGGGGACAUGAUUAG
Arachis stenosperma is the source of this 1251-nucleotide messenger RNA. RefSeq lists its product as uncharacterized. The record is from RefSeq and is a predicted model, not a curated record. Lineage: Eukaryota; Viridiplantae; Streptophyta; Magnoliopsida; Fabales; Fabaceae. The transcript is spliced from 3 exons. The coding region runs from base 1 to 1251 and encodes 416 amino acids.